This is a messenger RNA of Prorocentrum cordatum, 1446 nucleotides long. NCBI's taxonomy places the organism in Eukaryota, Dinophyceae, Prorocentrales, Prorocentraceae. The record is from the annotation of a GenBank genome assembly.
AUGGCCAAAGACACCCUUCCGUGGCUUCUGCUGGCCGCUCUGGCAUCCGCCGCGUCCUCAAGUAUCGGAACCAUGUCCCUUCACUAUCGCAGCGAGGUCCUGCAGACACUGCGGGCCCCAGGCCGCGGCGCCUUCAAGCGCGCCACCUCGGCCAUGCUGAUGGUCGAGCUCGUGGCCACCGCCGCCAAGGCCCUCGAGACGCAGCUGCGCGCCCGCAGCAUGGUGCUCAUGUCGAGGUCCCUCCAGGUGCGCAUGUUCGAAGCGCUCUUGCGGAUGUCCAAGGACAUGACGUGGUGGGCCAACCAGAAGGAGCAGUGGAGGCUCGUCAUGGACGUCUGGAGCAUACCAGACCAGCUCGAAUCGGCCCUGACGACUCCUCUCACACUGAUCAACCGCAUCUCGUCCAUCUGCGUCCAGGCCGCACUGGUGCGGCAGAACAGCAGCAGCAUGCUGCGGGCCAUGGUGGCGCUCCACUGGGCUCGUUUCCUCGCGAAGAAAGCCCUGGGCUGGAUGCAGGAGCGGCUGAUACGCAGGGCCACCAGCGGCAUUGUCAUGCCUUCCGAGGACAAGUUUACGUGGCCUUACGCGCUCCAGGCCGAGAACAUCCAGAUGUACCAGAGUUUCGCCCGUGGGCCAAAGGAGGCCCUCUGCCUGGGCAGGUUCCUGCACGCUCUCAACAGGACCCGAACAAUAGUCGGGUCGAUCAGUGCACUCUCUGACCCGCUGCACUCGCUGGUGACGCACGGGGGCAGCAUCGCCGAGUUCGCCAGCAUGGGGCAGCUGAUCCAGGAGGGCAGCGUCGACAUCACGCAGGCGGAGACCCUGAUGCACUAUGCGACUGAUACGGCCUCAGAGAUGGAAGGCACUUAUCAAGAUGUCAGGUGCGCCCAGGACAAAUUAGUGCCCCUUGCAAAAGCGUACGACUACAUCAAGAUACCUCCCAAGAUUCCCUUGGACGUGGGGCUCGAGCCUGGGAAGCGUGCGGCGGGUCACUUCGUCUUCAAGGACGUUUGCUUCAGAUAUCCUGGCAAGAAGGCCGAGCUGCUCAAGGGCGUCUCUUUCGAGGUCAAGCCUGGCCAGACGGUGGGCAUUACUGGGAGCUCGGGGUGCGGCAAGAGCACGUGCCUGCGCCUGGUGGAGCGCUUCUACGACGUCACGGGGGGGCAGAUCUUGCUGGAUGGCCGCGACGUCCGCGACUACAAGCCGCAGUGGCUGCGCUCGCAGAUCGUCGCGGUGGCGCAGGAGCCCAAGCUGCUUCCCGUCGCGAUCCGGGAAAAUCUGGCCUUCGGCUGCGACCACGACCCCACGCUGGAGGAGAUCGAGAGGGCCUGCCGUGCGGCGAACAUCUGGGACGCCCUGCAGGACCCGCAGAAGUUCCCCAACGGCCUGGAGAUCGGGGGCCGGCGCAGAAAGUGUCCACCGGCAGCGAUCCAGGGGCAGUCAUAG